AUGAAAGCAGAGUCAAGUUUCAGUUGCCAACAGUCGUACGGUAAUUUAUGCUUGGCUCUCAUCGCAGAAAUGCUGAGUGAGACGAUCGAUUUUGUUCGUUGGCAUCUGAAGCAAAUCAACAACUUCGAGAUCUAUCGAAAUUCCAAUCACUCACUACACACCGAUUAUAUUUAUAAGUAUGCAUUGCCAUUUGAAAAAAUCGACGAUCCCGUUGCGGCUACACUAUUUUUACAACGAAAUUGGUAUCACUCAAUAACAAUCUCAGUUGUCUAUUUUAUAAUGAUUAAAUUCAUUCAAAAAUUCAUGGAGAAGCGUGAAGCAUUCGAUUUGAGAACGCCGUUGUUCAUAUGGAACGCGUCGUUGGCCAUUUUCAGUACAUUUGGUUUUAUACGUUUCACUGAGGAUCUCAUUCACAGCGUUGUCACACUGGGAAUGUAUCGAUCGACAUGUUACACGAUUCAUCCGAAAAGUGUGGCUGCCUUCUGGGCCCUAUUGUUUGCGCUAUCGAAAAUCGUUGAACUCGGUGAUACGCUCUUCAUUGUGUUGAGAAAACGGAAACUGAUUUUCCUGCAUUACUAUCAUCAUGUUGCAGUUAUCAUCGGAGCCGCUCAUGCUGGUGCCGAACACGCCGCACCAGGCCGAUUCUUCAUAAGUCUGAACUACUUCGUUCAUUCAGUUAUGUAUAGCUAUUACGCAUGCACGGCCUACGGUUUACGUCCAUCAAAAAAAAUGGCAAUGCUCGUGACAUCUCUGCAGAUCUUUCAGAUGUUUGUCGGAGUAGCCAUUGAAUGUCUCGUUUUUGAUUACAAAACACGACAGAAGUUACCAUGUCAACAAUCAUACGGUAACAUUACGAUCGGAUUAAUCGAAUACACAUCAUUCGCUGUGCUCUUCAUUCACUUCUACGUGACCGCUUAUUACACGAAACCAAAAGAACGAUUUGCACACAAGAAGAUUGAGUAG
Messenger RNA from Anisakis simplex (herring worm), 963 nucleotides. Lineage: Eukaryota; Metazoa; Nematoda; Chromadorea; Rhabditida; Anisakidae. The record is from the annotation of a GenBank genome assembly.